AAAUUUUUAGUGCAUUAUUGGAUUCAUUUUAAAUGUUACUGUACGAACGUUAACUCAUUUAUUUCUAAUAUUAAACUUGCACUGAAUUUAAAGACAAAUACAAUGCUUUACAGUUCGUACGAAAUAUGUCAAUGGGAGUCCCCUGGGAAGUAUUUUGUCAUUGACCUUGAUUGAAAAUGCAAAUGACUCGCUUUCCUGAUUCUAUAGUGGAAGACGGUCAAGUGAGUCAAGCAUGUAAGGUUGUUUACAAGAUUGUAGCGCCGGGAAUCCUGCUAAAAUAUGUUCGAAAAGAUAUAGCACGAAUUAAUUGAAGUGCCUCAUUUAUGUUGGUGGAGAAGGCGUGUGUUCUUCGUUCAUCAGUCACCUAACAGCAAACCUUGUCACUGUCACCCCGCGCCAUAAUGAAAACAGUGCUCACAAAUCUCAUCUUUGUGUUGCUGUUGUGGUUUGGAUGUGGAGUCGGCCCUUCAUUAAACUGCCCGCCAGAAUGCGAGUGUGAAGAUAAAGGAAAUGGCUUACUAGUGAACUGUGCGAAUAAGGGAUUGAAGUCGCCAAUCAACCCUAAUGAUCUCCCUGCCAACACGUUCGAACUGGAUCUGUCAAAUAAUGCGAUAGAAACCAUCGUAAACAAUGCCUUCAAAAGGAAAAAUCUAACAAAGUUUAGAAAACUAAAUUUGUCUGGCAAUAGACUUCAAAUGAUUGCACCAGAUGCGUUUUCUGGAUUAAAUAAAUUAACAAGGAUUGAUCUUAGCAACAACAAAUUAUCCGUUCUUAAUGAAGGUGUCUUUGGAAAGCUGAGAAACAUCAAAAACAUUGAUUUGUCAAACAACCAGUUGUUCAUGUUAAAUAAAACCCAGUUUUAUGGAUGCAAGAAUCUUAAAACCAUAGACCUGUCUUCCAAUAAGCUCAAACUUCUUCCUGAUGGAUUAUUUAUUAAUUCCCUUUAUAGAGACUUAAGGAAAAUAGAGCUUGAUCUUAAUCCUCUAAUCUGUGACUGUAAUCUCAAAUGGUUGGUGAAAUGGAUAAAUGGAGGAAAAGACCGGAAUGUGCAAGGCAGGUGUGAGCGUCCUUACAGAGUGAAGGACAACAAAGUUGCAAAACUCAAAGAGAACAAGAUGGUGUGUGACAAACUUGACCUGCCAGUCAUGUUUUUUGGCCCUCAAGGUGACCAAAUUGCAUUCAAGGGAGACAGUCACACCUUUGUAUGCAACUCUUCCUGGAUUCCUGGUAUGCAGAUCACAUGGUACAAGGACAAUAAAUUGAUUACUGUCGAGCCAGAUGACAAAAGGAAACAUGUUGUGUUUAAGUUUGAUCCUAGCAAAGUGGUGAUCUCUACUGUUUUGGACAUUCAGCAACUUACUGUGGAUGACAGUGGAUAUUACAGCUGCAAUGUCACUCACAAAGGAGGCUACCUGCACUUGAGUAGAUCUCAUCUGGCCAUCAUCCCAUCUAACGCAAAAUUCUGCCGAGCAGUUUCCACAGAAACAGACAAGGGAACGUUUCACUGGCACCACACAGCAGCUGGGGGAUAUGCCUUCUUGCCAUGCCCUGUUGGUGUAAUGAGCAGCUUGAUAGAUCAUGGGGGAACUGAACUUAUGGCCAGGCGAAACUGCUCUUUAGAAGGUGUUUGGAUGGCAGUGGAUGCACAGUCAUGUGCCCAUGCUAAUGAGAUAACUCGUGCUCUCUAUGAGUUAAAGCAGAAAACAGUAAAUGAUACAACAGUCGCAGCAGUCAGUCAUCAGAUACUGAACAUUUCAAAACGAGCAAGGGAGUACAGUGAUCCCUUAGAUGUUGUAUAUGGAGCUGAAGUUGUGGACAAGUUGGCACAAGUCAUCGGAAGAGAUCAAGUUCUCAAUGAAAAUCUGGUCGAUACCAUAAGUAACAUCAUGGAAACUGAUGUAAUAUUGUUACAAGAUGCACAGCGAAUAUCAAAGGCUUGCUCAAGCAUGGUGAUUCUUCUUGACCUACUUGCCACAAGAUUUCCUAUGGAUCUUCAAAGUGAUAUGGCAUUUGUAUCAAAGAAUAUUGCAGUUUAUGUAGUACAGAUCUCACAAAUAUUUGAACUUGCUGGUAAGAUGUGUUACGUGACAACAGGGGAGGACUCCAGGCUCAAGGACAUCGACUGCUUACCUUGUGUUUACAACAUGUCCUGUAAGAAGCAAAUGUUGGUCGACACCUCCAUCUAUCUUCCACCAUCACUGUUCCAGCAAAUUCCAUCAGAUGUGAAUGUAAAAUUUCAGUUUAUCGUCUACUCCAACAGUAAACUUUUUCCAGAAAUUACCAAUGGAAGUGAAACUGAAAAAAAGAGAGAAGUGUCCAGUAGUGUAAUGUCAGCUCAGUUUGGAGGGAUCCAGUUGACAAACCUUUCCCAUCCAGUUAUUCUUAAGUUCAGGAAUCAUCAGGUUUGUUGCUAUGUUGUUGUUUUGAAUAUAUGCAUCCUCAAUGUAUCUACUCUCACUCAGAGUCUGGAGAAUGACUGCAUUAUUUACUGCUUGUUCUGUUACAAACUGACAUUUUUCUCAAAGAAAAUUCCUAUUGUUUUUGUUGUAGGUCAGCUUGGAAGUUGGAAGAUGAAUACAGACUGCAACAAAGUUUCAUCUCAAGACAACAGUACCAUAACAGAGUGUUCACAGCUUGCCAACAAGAACUUCUUUGCUAUCAUGAUGAGUGUAAGAAAGCCAGGGGACACUAGGGCCUCUGGAGAUAAUUUAUUGUAUUUGCUGCCAUUUUCCUUGGAACUAAUCGUGUUUGUUGGAGCUGGUAUCUCCAUACUCUUCAUCUUAACUACUUUGAUAGUGUACGCCGUGGUAAGGGAUCUGCGGUUUGGCAGAGAUGAUGCGGCCAUGUUGAUGAACCACUACCUCGCUCUUAUCGUUACCAUUGUGGUGUUUGUGACAGGGAUCAAUCAAGUGACUAACGUGCUAGUGUGUCGUUCUGUUGGAGUGUUAUUGCAUUAUUUCUUGUUAUGUUCACUGCUGUGGAUCGGUUGCGGAGGAAUUUGUCUUCACCGACUGAUAAGGACUGCCAUUCAGCCUGAGGAAUUCAACCCUGUUCUUAGAUAUUAUAUGACUAGCUGGGGUAUACCACUUAUUAUCUGUGGAAUCACUGUCGCUGGUAAUCCGGAUAAUUACAAUGUUCAUGAUUACUGUUGGCUGAGGCGGCACCCCUUCUAUGGUGCUUUCGUGGGUCCUGCCUGCUUGAUAGUGCUCAUAGAUUUGAUCAUAUUUCUUCGUGUUUUCAACCUGAUCAAUCGGACAUACGACACUGAAGUGACUCCACAAACAGAGCAGGAAAAUGAAGUCGAAAUCGUAGCUGAAGAGAAUGCUCUGGUUAUUCAGCAAGAGCCUCUGCCAAAUGGUGAUGGAACCGGAGACAUUGUGGACAAGUCAGCUUUACCGGAUAAAAAGGAAAUGAUUGAUCACCUGCGAGGAAGUUGCGUAAUUUUACUUUCGAUCAUUAGUAGCGUGACACUGGGAGUGAUAAUGAUUCGUUACCAACAGCCACGCGCCCUGUACAUAGCCUUGAAUUGUCUAUUUGCGGUGCUGCUUGUUGUCUUGGGAGCUCUUGUUUUCGUCUUUUAUUGUUACAGAAAGCAGAAAGUUCGGCUUUUCUGGAGAAAGUGUUGUAAAUGCUGGUGCUUGUCCAACAAGCAAUACGAAGUUCAGCAAGAAACGCCUGAAGCCCACACGUAUGAAGAGAUAUCGCCGGAUAAAACGACAGCUGAUACGGAAAAUGGACAGGAGGUACAAUUCACUGGGGAUGAAAUUCACGGCGCCAAAAACCAGCUUUCCCAGGGAGAUGAGGAUUCACAAUCGAACGUGUCUUUGCCGUAUUCGGCGGUCAUUAGAAUUGAUAAACAAGAUCAUGUGGCGGAGAAGGAGGCCGAAGUUGAACCUGAAAAAGCGCCGUCUGUGUCAGACAAGCAGUCUUGUACAUCAGCCCCUCUUCCUAUGAAAUAUAAGCCCCGAGGGAGACUUCUUAAACACCCCCCUGGACACCGGCACAGCUAUACUGAGAACACUCGUUUUCCCCCUAGUAUUUACGAAGAUCGUCGUGCACCCCUUGCUCCACCCGAGGGGACUGCAAGCUCCGUGGUUUCAAGCAUUCAGCUUCCUACAGACACCGCGUCCAAUGUUGCUCCAUCCGAAUGUCAUUCAUCUGUGCGCGAGGCGGCGGAUCCUCUCAAUGUGUCACGCCAUACUAACACGUCAUGUUCAGCCUCUGAGGUGUCCAUUCCAAUAGAAAUUCCGUCCUCGAAGAGAAGACCUCCCAUACCCGGUUCUUCCUCGCAUGGUUCGGAUGGUGCGCCCCCUCUCCCGUUUAACAAAAUUCGUACUCCAGUGUCUGGUGUUCAGCCUGUGUCAAGACCAGGAGGUGAUACCCAAGAUCUCGCUCAUUACUCAAUCGCCGAAACUCCAACCAGUGGCAUUCCGAGGCAGAUCCCAUGUGAUCAUGUUGUGGUGCGCGAACGGUAUCAUAUUCCUUACGAGCCACGCGCGCUGUCGGAAAAACCGCGCGACCACUACCAGAUACUUCCUCUUCCAACGAACAGAAGAGAUCAUUAUAUACUGCAGCCUUGUCUUGAUGUUGGUCCAAACCCGCACAAUCAGUAUCAAGUGUCGCCUGAUAGUUAUCAAAUGCCAGAUGAUCAAAAUCCGGGUCAGAGAACUUACGAUCAAAAUCAGGUACUAAGUCCCACUCAAGGUCAGGCUUUUUAUCAUAUAACACGUGACCAAAGUCCCGCUCAGAGGGUGCAUGACUUGUAUCAGAUAGCACGUGACAUGCCCCCUUCUCCGAGACUAUAUGAGAACUAUCAAGUGCCACGUGAGCAAAUUCCUCCCCAGAUUGCGCACGAACGUUAUCAAGUCCAACAGGAUCAUAGUCCAGGGAAGAGAACGCACGAUCAGGCUCAGAGACCACUCGAGCACAGCCACAUGUCACAAGACCCAAGCAUUGGUCAGAGAUCACAUGACCAUCAUCAGGUGCCUCGUGAUCACAUGCCACGUGAUCAGCCUUACGAUUACAUUCCGCUUCCAGCUGACCAGAAUCCGGCUCAAAGACCGCCGCACGAACGUAGCACGUCACCAUGCCACGAGAAUGAACGUGAUCUAGUACAAGGAGCACGUGAUCAAAACUUGACAAAUGAAUCUGCGCACGGUUCAACUCAAGAAGCUGCGGACCGGCCGCAGGAUCAAUACGCCGGUGAAGGACCCCGUGAGCAGCAACAAGCUGUAUCUCCCAGUGAUAAGUCCACAACAGCUGAUCAAAGACCUGACGUGCCACUCGACAAAAAUGGAGUUAGACCUCAAAACGCUCCACGGGGCACUAGAGAACAACCCAACGGAAUUCACGUACCUCGCCGUAGGUCACGCAAUCCUUACCAAAUUGCGCGUGACAUACACCAUAACCUUGGAAUUGAAACAAGAUCGUCACGUCGUUCUAAACGAGUUCCAGUUGAACAAAGGACGCAACCCCAAAAGACGUGCCCUAAGGAUGUUGUGUCUAGUCCAGGUGAGACGCCAAAAGAGAGAACUCCGCGAUCUUCUAUGUCUUCGUGGAAAGAAGAACGGCCGAAACCCGCACAGAAGGAGUGGGUCAGUGAUCUGCCAAAGACAGCUGUGUUUGUUCCCGUGCCUCACCUGAAGCGUACAACGCCCGAACCACCCCGCAAUGAAACCAGUGUAUAAAUGCUAGUGUCGAACACUCGGGAAGGCGUCUUGACAAAAGUCAAUACUAAAUGCCCCACGCACCAGUAGUUAUGACUUAUCAUUUACGUGUGUAGAGGGCAAUGAGUUUAAUGUUAUAGUUAAGCUAAACGAGCUCGCGAGAUAUGUAUCUAUUUUAAUCGAGGAACAUUGCUAGCAUGUAUGUCGCACUCACGGUGAAUGUUUUUUUGUUUUUGUUUUUUUUUUAUACUUCAAUUGCUAUGCCGCAGCUCGCGACAAGACCUAUUUGUCGGAAACAUUAAAGACACUUAACUACAACACCGACAUUUAUCUGGAAAAAAAUAUCAUAGUUUGUCCGGCAUCGGCGCGUUCAUCUGCAAGUUUGUAACAAAACAAAGUGUUACUAAGACACGCAUUUUGCUAUAUAGGGAGUCUCCCCCCCCCCUCAAAAAAUAUAAACACUAUGGUGUGUUUGUUGUGAGGUAUAUUUUGAAAGGAGCAGUUUUGUCAGUUUUAAGCCUGUGUAGCUUGAACAUUAAAACUAUUUUAACCCGUGUACAUACGCUGCCUUUACGCCCAUUUUGGUCGGCAGGCUUUCUUUGGAAGAAAUAUUGUAUGACAAGUCAUAAAUGAAAGAACUAGGUAGUUUGUUUUUCGUUAGGUGUUUGAAUAAAUAAUAGCGUGUGGUUAAAGAAAUGAUCAAUUGUAGCUGUUAUGUAAUGGUUUGUGAACAGGCCUAAGGGUAUCUGUAUUCGCCAUCUUCUCUACGGCAGGGAGCAAAAUCUGGGUUUUGCUCGCAGCUCAUGCGACUCUAAUAUUGACUACUAACUUAUAUACCAUGCCAUAGAAAAUACAGCCAAUCAGAAUACAGGAAAGCUGCUGUCUACUCGACUGAAUUACUCCCAACUUUCCCAUCAUGCCCUGCAUUGAUUGUGUUGAUCACUGUAUUUUCUAUGGCAUGGUGUAAAUUACAGAAUUGUGUAUACUAAGAAAAUACAAGUGACAAGUGGGAUACCACUCGGAAGCGUUAGAUAACUAGUAUGCAACUUAACGCAAGCGAAAUAACAACAGUAAAAAGAAACAAGCGGUCGUACUUUUCA
Messenger RNA from Orbicella faveolata, 6766 nucleotides. RefSeq lists its product as uncharacterized. Lineage: Eukaryota; Metazoa; Cnidaria; Anthozoa; Scleractinia; Merulinidae. The record is from RefSeq and is a predicted model, not a curated record. Gene Ontology annotation, cellular component: plasma membrane. Gene Ontology annotation, biological process: G protein-coupled receptor signaling pathway; cell surface receptor signaling pathway. Gene Ontology annotation, molecular function: protein binding; G protein-coupled receptor activity.